This is a messenger RNA of Amphimedon queenslandica, 2628 nucleotides long. Its product is annotated as calphotin-like. NCBI's taxonomy places the organism in Eukaryota, Metazoa, Porifera, Demospongiae, Haplosclerida, Niphatidae. The transcript has 3 exons. Gene Ontology annotation, molecular function: protein binding. Gene Ontology annotation, biological process: signal transduction. Bases 167 to 2386 code for a protein of 739 amino acids. The record is from RefSeq and is a predicted model, not a curated record.
AUUAUGUCUUAAGUGUAUAAUCCUUAUUUCAUGUGUACAUGAAUGUGUCUUCUCUAACCUUUACUUAUUAAAUAUCACUGUGUCUACAGGGAAGGAUGACCCACAGGAGAGGCUGGAUAGUAUCAGAGAUGCUGUCAAUAAGCUUCAUCCAGCCAUUGGAGGAGUCAUGAGAUAUUUGUUCAGAUUCCUAUACAAAGUGUCGCAGCACAGCAGUAAGACAAAGAUGAACACGGCAAACCUUGCCCUGGUAUUUGGCCCCACCCUCACUCGGGCUCCUGAAGAUGCAGACCCAAGAGUUCUUCACAAUGACGUCCCAGCCAUCAACGUACUGAUACAGCUCUGUAUUGAGCAGUACGAGUAUAUAUUUGGGGAGGAGUCAGAAGACGAGGGUUUGUCCUCUCCCCCUCCUCCCCCUCUGCCGAUUCUGGAGACGUCCUUCCUUGGAACGUCCCCUAAUGAUGUUUCUUAUCAUUACAACGAGGGGGCAGCCUCCCCUCCUCCCCCUCCUGACGAGGAACCAGCUCCUCCAUUUGAAGAAGAUGAUGAGGAGGAGGUGUGUGAGCUCCCUGUCAUUGAGCCGUCAGAGGAUCCUCAGGAACUCGAUACUGAAGAACCUUCUUUGGUUGAUCCUGACCUGCCACCACCUGCCACUGCUUCAGCGUCCAUUAUACCAUCGCCAACUGAACCGGUCACUACCAGCGUCACAGAGUUACCCGUCGAACCAGUCUCACCUCCCGUUGUACCAGGUACUGUAUCAGUAGCUCCGCCCAUCAUACCAGGGACUAUACCAGUAGCCCCACCCGUUGUACCAGGGUCUACACCAGUAGCCUCAGAGACUGCACCAGUAGCCCCACCCGUUGUACCAGGUACCGUACCAGUAGCUCCGCCCGUCAUACCAGGUACUGUACCAGUAGCCCCACCCGUCAUACCAGGUACUGUACCAGUAGCCCCACCAGUCGUACCAGGUACCAUACCAGUAGCCCCACCAGUCGUACCAGGUACCGUACCAGUAGCCCCACCAGUCGUACCAGGUACUGUACCAGUAGCUCCGCCCGUUGUACCAGGAUCUACACCAGUAGUAUCCGAGGUGGCUACAAGUGAAGAGUCUCAUAAGGUUGAGUCAGCAGUGGCUCCAGGUGGAUCAAAGGAUGAAUUAAAAGAGACGGCUCGUGAGAGUGUGGGUCUGUCCACACAAGUAUCAACAGUGAGUGUCAGUGGAGAUAUUUCAAUGUUGGAUCAGGCCCUCCAGGAUAUUGAGACCAGCAUUGAACAAAUGAAAGAGCGUCCUUCAAGCCGAGGAGGCACUCCUGUUGUUAUUGUUGAAGAUGAUGAAGAAGAUGAUUCAGAUGAAUCAGACACAGAAGAAGUCAUGACAAUCUCUGCUAAAGCACUUUACGACUAUAAGGCUCGGACAGAGAAGGAGCUGUCUUUCUCAAAAGGCGACAUGCUGGACGUCAUUGACAAAACUCAAGACGGGAACUGGUGGGACGGUUUCCAUGGUGGCAAGAGAGGAUACAUACCUGUUAAAUAUGUUGAGAUAUCUGAACUACCUCCGAUACCUGUUCCACCUCAAAGGAAGAGCAGUAUGAACACAGCAGCUGGGGGAAAAGAGGAGAGUGACUCUGGCCCAACCUCUCCCUCAUUACCGGCAGUGCAAGAGACUUCACCCGAGGCUACUACUCCUCAAGAAGGAGACACAACUCAAAGUGAUCAUCCUAAAACUGAAGUUAAGCCGGUUCUAGCUGAUACAAGUAAACCUGAAGCAGCUGCUUCCACAGGAGGAGGUUCCCCAAAGCAUGCUCCACCGGAAUCACCAAAGAGGAAGAAACCAACUGUCCCAGUAAAGACAGGUGCUGUUAGUAAGCUGACUCAGCAGUUUCAGCAGCCUCAGCAGCCUGCCCCGCCCCCUCCCUCUCAGAGAGUAUUAGUUGGUCCUCAUAAGACUCAUGUUCGUAAUCCUUCAGCUGAUAUGAACAAAGGUACUACUAGUGCACCCAGUGAAGGCGGGACUCCGGUUCCUCGUUCUAAUUCCUCAGGUUCCAAGCCUCCGGUGAAACCUCCGCUAGUAGCACCCAGGCCUACUAAACCAGACCCUCCCCCAGCAACAGUGUCUCCGUUUCCUUUGAUGUCACAUGACUCUCACACGUCGUCUCCGCUACAGAAAGCUCAUUUACAGGGUCAGGUAUCAAAGCCUCAGGCGACCCCUCCUCACCCUGCUCCUGUCAAGAAGGGCGGAGUUUUUAGGAGUUCGGGGAAAAGAGACAAACCUCCCUUGCCUUCUAAACCUCCGGCACCAGCCAAGCCCUCGGGCUCUGUCCAGUUACAGGCGGAACUAUCGGCUGCUGUCACAAGACGAAGUAAGAAGCCAGAGGAAGGGACUAGUUAAUUAUACCAGUAGUUAUUAAUAUUAUAAUCCUUUAUUAUUAAUACAGUUAUUAUUAUUAUCGUGUGUGUGUGUGUGUGUUAGUUAUCAGUGUUCAUAGUUUCAUAUGAUAUCUCUAAACUGUUUCUUUUUGCUGUCUUGUUGCUUACAUUACUAAUAAUUAUUAUUGUUAUUAUUAUACACAUGUAGCUUCAGCUCUUUUUUAAUAAAAUCAAUUGUUCAUGAAAAUUUUAACACAAAAUAAA